AUUGGCUGGAUCGCGUUGAAUGACCCGGAGGGCGUUUUCGAAGCCACCAAGGUGGCUCAAUCCAUCAAACAGAGUCUUGACAUAACUCCUGACCCUUCCACUAUAAUUCAGGCCGCACUUCCUGCGAUCCUGGAGAAAGCGGAUAAAAGCUUCUUUGCAAAGAAGAACAAGAUACUCAAACAUAAUGUUGAUUUGGUGUGUGAUAGGCUCAAGGACAUCCCAUGUGUCUCCUGUCCCAAGAAACCUGAGUCUUGCACUUACUUAUUGACAAAGCUGGAGCUGUCAUUGAUGGAUAACAUCAAGGACGACACUGAUUUCUGCAUGAAGCUGGCCAGAGAGGAGAAUCUCUUGUUUCUUCCAGGAGAGGCUCUGGGUUUGAAGAACUGGAUGAGGAUAACCAUAGGAGUCGAAGCUCAUAUGCUUGAGGAUGCACUUGAGAGACUAAAGGGUUUCUGUACACGUCAUACCAAGAAGACAGAGACAGACACUGACUCACUUCAAGCUUUGAAACUGAGUGAUAAUAAUGUCGAAAUAUAAGACAUAUUCAAUGAAAUAAAACAUAAGAGGGUGUGUGUGGUCUAUGUCCCAAAACAAUAUUCUUAUGCUAUUUUCUUGAUAUCAACAUUUAUGCUACUCGUUUGUGCAGAUAAGCAAGUUCAGAUGUUAAA
Molecule: messenger RNA, 668 nt
Organism: Camelina sativa (false flax)
Lineage: Eukaryota; Viridiplantae; Streptophyta; Magnoliopsida; Brassicales; Brassicaceae
Source: RefSeq, a predicted model, not a curated record